UUCGAGAAAGACUUCAAAGAGCGGAGGAGAAAUCAAGUUACCAACGGCAUGUCAGAAGAAAGGGCCAAAUCUCCAGAGGAGCCAAAAGUAGCAAAGUUAAAUGAGGCAGCUCAUCAGACCCCUCCCCACUUCCUGUCUAGUGGGGAGGAGGAUGAACCAGAACCAGACAAGGGGGAGACCAAGGAACUAGUGAUAGAGGACAGAGCUGCUGUGGUCAUUGAUUUAAACCAAAGCAGAAUUGCUAAGAUAAGCAAUUUACAUGGACUGUCACAAUGUGAGAGUCUCUGUUUACGUCAGAAUCUGAUCAAGAAAAUUGAGGGAUUAAGUUCGGUUGUCUCCCUGACCGACCUUGACCUCUACGACAACCAGAUCACAAAGAUUGAACACUUGGAGGCUUUAGUCAAUUUAGAAUCACUGGACUUGUCAUUUAACAGAAUUCCAAAAAUUGAAGGUUUGGCCACACUUACAAAACUUAAAAAGCUUUUUCUCAUACACAACAAAAUCCAGAAAAUAGAGAAUGUAGGCCACUUGGUGCAGCUAGAAAUGUUAGAGCUCGGGUCCAACAAAAUCAGGACACUAGAGGGUAUAUCCACCCUAACAAAUCUAACCCACCUCUACGUAGGAAAGAAUAAAAUCACUCGAAUCCAGGGACUUGACACAUUAGUCAAUCUACGCUGUCUUAGUAUUCAGAGUAACAGAAUACGGAAAAUAGAAGGCCUAGACAAACUUGUGAACUUGGAAGAAUUCUAUGCAAGUCACAAUGGAAUCCAGAAGGUUGAAGGCUUAGAGGCCAAUGUGAAACUCACAACAUUGGAUUUGGCAGCUAAUUUUAUUCCAAAGAUUGAAAAUGUGAGCCACUUGGCUGAAAUGGAAGAGUUUUGGUUCAAUGAUAAUAAAGUAUCAGACUGGAAUGACUUAAAAGAACUGGAAUCCUUGAAAAACUUGGCCACAGUAUACCUAGAGAGAAACCCACUUUACUACGAUGGGGAAAAGAGACCAGACCCCAAUUAUAGACGUAAAAUCAAGCUAGCUCUACCUCAUAUCAAACAGAUCGACGCAACACUGUGUUAAUGGUAGAUAUUUUCCUGUGAUGUGGAGAGAAGACAGUUAGUGUAGUAUAUCGUGCCAUAUCACAGACUCGGGAGUACACAUGACUAGAACAGUACACACAACAAUGCAUAAUUCUCAUUCAUAUUUUAUCAAUUUUUUAUUAAUUUGUCGAGUUGUUACUUAUUUUCAUCUACGUUCAUAAUAAUUAAAUGUUAAGAAUUUUAUGAUUAUGUCUGUUCUUCUACUGUUGUUAUGUAAUGACAUGUAUGUAAUGACACGUAUGUUACGACACAUUUGUCACAAAAGUACAAAUCAGUAGUACGUCAAGUAAAAUAAAAUCCUUUUCUGAGACAGGGUA
This is a messenger RNA of Saccostrea echinata, 1408 nucleotides long. Its product is annotated as protein phosphatase 1 regulatory subunit 7-like. Lineage: Eukaryota; Metazoa; Mollusca; Bivalvia; Ostreida; Ostreidae. The transcript has 10 exons. Gene Ontology annotation, molecular function: protein binding. The coding region runs from base 49 to 1071 and encodes 340 amino acids. The record is from RefSeq and is a predicted model, not a curated record.